AUGGCCGCCCCCACAACUCACCACUGCCUCGAGCUUCCAGAGACGUGCAACUGCGCCGCCACGGUGAUUGCCCUCUUGGUGCACAUCGCCAGCACGCAGGAGUGGGCUUUCGGCGAGCCUGAGAGCCCGCUGUCGAACUCGCCCGAAUUCCGCCAUAUCAUGAUGCUUGGCUGGGCAGAGGUUGACCCCCCCCCGGUUUCUGUCACGCUCGGGCCGUUGGCUCCGCGCGAGGCCCUGAUCUACGAUCUCGUCCGCCAUUACAACGUCUGGUUACCCUUACUCGAGCGCAUAGAGGGCGGUAGGGAGUCUUCCCCAAUCACAUGA
This is a messenger RNA of Lasiosphaeria miniovina, 324 nucleotides long. RefSeq lists its product as uncharacterized. The coding region runs from base 1 to 324 and encodes 107 amino acids. The transcript has a single exon. The record is from RefSeq and is a predicted model, not a curated record. NCBI's taxonomy places the organism in Eukaryota, Fungi, Ascomycota, Sordariomycetes, Sordariales, Lasiosphaeriaceae.